AUAGGGGACGAACCCAUUACGCAUGCAGUCCAGAGUGUGAUUAAAGGAAAACUGAUCGACAAGGAGUCAAUGGCGGAGAAAAGCAAGAUUCUGAUCAUCGGAGGCACCGGCUACAUCGGAAAGUAUAUAGUGGAAGCAAGCGCUAAGGCAGGCCAUCCCACCUUCGCUCUCGUGAGGGAAAGCACCGUCUCCGAUCCCAUCAAGGGAAAACUUAUCGACAAUUUCAGAAACUUAGGCGUCAAUUUAGUGCAUGGGGAUCUGUACGACCAUGAGAGUUUGGUGAAGGCCAUCAAGCAGGUGGACGUGGUUAUAUCAACCGUGGGUCAUAUGCAGCUAGCAGAUCAAGUCAAGAUCAUUUCUGCUAUUAAAGAAGCUGGUAACGUUAAGAGAUUUUUCCCUUCAGAAUUCGGCAACGACGUGGAUCGUGUGCACGCGGUGGAGCCAGCAAAGUCUGCGUUUGCGAUCAAGGCCCAAAUCCGACGUGCUGUUGAAGCCGAAGGCAUACCCUAUACUUACGUUUCAAGCAACUGUUUUGCUGGCUAUUUUCUGCCCACAUUGGUACAGCCAGGAGCCACUGCUCCUCCCAGAGACAAAGUCAUUAUCUUGGGCGAUGGCAAUCCCAAAGCCGUUUUCAACAAGGAAGAGGACAUCGGAACCUACACAAUUAGAGCUGUGGAUGACCCUAGGACUUUGAACAAGAUUCUCUACAUCAGGCCUCCUAAGAACACUUAUUCCUUCAAUGAGCUGGUUGCCUCAUGGGAGAAGAAGAUUGGCAAAACCCUCGAAAAGAUUUACGUUCCAGAAGAGAAACUUCUCAAGGACAUCCAAGAAUCGCCUAUUCCUAUCAAUGUGGUUUUGGCAAUUAAUCACUCGGUGUUCGUGAAGGGCGACCACACUAACUUUGAGAUUGAACCUUCCUUUGGUGUUGAGGCUUCGGAGCUGUACCCAGAUGUCAAGUACACCACCGUCGAAGAAUACCUUGACCAAUUCGUCUGAGAAUUCAAACUCAGAAUUGCGUGCUAUGCUCCUCCGGUUGAUUCAAUAAAUCUGUAAUCUGAGUUUCUAGCUUCGGUGUUCGAUGCCACUUUUCUUAUCGUUUUUUUCCUUUAAAACAAACUGCUGUAUAAACUCGUGUGUUGUACCCCAAAUAUCAUAUUUACUCCUAUCAUGAUCUUGAGUUUGUUCAGAAAAGCUUAUGGACAGAGAAAUGAGAAAAGGAAAUUGAGGGGGGGACUGAUUACUGGAACUUGUAUUUUGUUUUAUGAGAAAUGAGAAUUGACUGAUGGACUCGUAA
This is a messenger RNA of Neltuma alba, 1294 nucleotides long. Its product is annotated as isoflavone reductase-like protein. The record is from RefSeq and is a predicted model, not a curated record. NCBI's taxonomy places the organism in Eukaryota, Viridiplantae, Streptophyta, Magnoliopsida, Fabales, Fabaceae. The transcript is spliced from 5 exons. Bases 70 to 996 code for a protein of 308 amino acids. Gene Ontology annotation, molecular function: oxidoreductase activity.